CUACAAAUUUUGCAUCUGACUACUUACAUUCUAAAAUCACCAACAUAAAGUGCAAGAUGACGACUAUUGAAAUGAGAGUUCACAUGGACUGUGUGGGGUGCGAGAGCAGAGUUAAAUCUGCCCUUCAAAAGAUGAGAGGAGUGGAUGAGGUAGAAAUCGACAUGGUGCAGCAGAAAGUGACGGUAACUGGCUACGCUGAUCAGAAGAAGGUUCUGAAGAAAGUUAGAAAAACCGGGAGGAGAGCUGAGCUAUGGCAGCUUCCCUUUAACCCUGACCACAGCUCUCUCCUCGGUGGAGGAAGCAAUAGCACAAACGGUGGUUACUUCUACAACCCUCACGGCUGCAACGGCCCAAUCAAUCACCAUGCACCGGUCCCGGGCUCUUCUUACAAUUAUUACAAGCAUGGUUACGACAGCAACGACUAUUCGUCUUACCAGCACCACCCUGUUCAUGCCUCUAUCUUCAGCCACCAAGCUGGUUCUAAGUUCAGCGAUGAGAAUCCUAAUGCUGCUUGUUCUAUUAUGUGA
This is a messenger RNA of Brassica oleracea var. oleracea, 527 nucleotides long. RefSeq lists its product as uncharacterized. NCBI's taxonomy places the organism in Eukaryota, Viridiplantae, Streptophyta, Magnoliopsida, Brassicales, Brassicaceae. Bases 57 to 527 code for a protein of 156 amino acids. The transcript has 3 exons. Gene Ontology annotation, molecular function: metal ion binding. The record is from RefSeq and is a predicted model, not a curated record.